AUGACUUCAAAAUGGCUGGCCUUGCCGAUGCUUUUUCAGACGUCACUGGGAAAAGAUUGCUGGAGCCCGCCCGAGACGUUGGCCGCGCCGAAGCUAAACCAAAGCCACAGCGAGUGGCUGGCUGAGCUGAAAUCCUGGCGCCACAACCACUCGCAGGGAUACAAUGCCGAGGCAUACAGAGACCCAUCACUGACUUGGACAAGGACAUCUUUUGUCCAACCACAGAUCCACCUGUACGACCUUUUUCUCUUCAAUGGUUCCUGGACGGUGGAUAGGUACUUGGAUGAUUUGGAUCAUCGCUACGGUGGGAUCGACUCGGUGCUCAUCUGGCCGACGUACACAAACAUCGGAAUUGAUGAGAGGAAUCAGUUCGACUACUUUCGAGCGGUGCCCGGUGGACUCGCAGCCUUGUCAAAUCUCACGGAAGCCUUCCACAAGCGGAACGUGAAGGUUCUGUGGGCGUACAACCCCUGGGAUCAGGCCACCAGGGAGGAGGGCCAGCACUGGGAUGUCAUGGCCUCCCUCCUGAAAGCCAGUGGAGGUGAUGGCUUCAACGGGGAUACCAUGAAAACCAUCCCCAAGGCUUUCUGGCAGGCUGGCCAAGCACGGAGUUACUCCUUUGCGGCAGAGCCAGAGGGGGGAGGCAUCCCUUGCAACGACGAUGACUAUUCGAGUGCAGGAUGGACACCCCUCGGCUGGGGCUACUUCGGCCACAAGAGGGCGGACGGCAUGACCAUGGACUACGACUUCGAGCCCGGUGUUGACAAGAUGAAGUGGCUGGACCCGAAGGGAAGGCAUCUGACACAUGUGUGCGAUCGAUGGUCCAAAAGCCGUGCCGCAGCCAUCCAGCUGGCCUUUUUCAACGGAGAUGGCUACGAGUCAUGGGAAAACAUUUGGGGUCUCUUCAACAAGGUGACGGACAGGGACGCCGAGCUCCUCCGUCGAAGUGCCACCCUGCUGCGUUGGGCGGGCCAACGGAACUUGAGCCAUGACUUUGACAACUGGAUCCCGCACGCGCCUGAGGCCACAGAUGCGCUGCAUGGCAUUUUCGCCUCCCGCUUCGAGAAGGAUGGCGAAGCCUUGUGGCUCCUCAUCAACAAGGGCAACCGUUCAGAGAUCACCGUGCACGUACCCGCGACCUACCUUGGUAAAGGCUACGAGCUCUUCGAUCUCUACCAUGGCCUCAGGGUCAGCCCUAACGGCGGCGUGGUAAACGCAAGCAUCGAAGCCAUCGGAAUCUCUGCUCUCUUCGCAACAACUCGCGGAGCCCCGCAGGAGCUGCUGGAGAAGAUGAGGGUCAUGUCCAAGCAUCCCCUCGCCAUGUUUUCUGAGACCUGGCACGUUCUGCAGCAGGAGAUGGACGCGAGGCCAUCGUCCAAAGUCUUCAAUGCCUCAAGUCCACCACCGGAGAUGGUGUUGUUGCCCCGCGUGAACUUCAACUUUGCCGUUAGCGGGACAGAGUUUGAGGGUGGCUGUGAUCCGACCGACGAUCCGAACCAAGUGUGUUGCACAUCCGCCUGUCGGGAACAUGGAGGUCCAGGCUGCCAGUGCGGCGUUAUGCAGCUGGAGUAUUUUGGAGUCGACGUACAGUAUCCUUGGGAAACCCGACCUGAUCGGAAUCACAAGAAGGAGCUUGAUCUAGGGCCACUGCUUUUUGAUCGCGAUUUGGUCACCAAUUCCGAUUACCUGCAGUAUCUGAAUGCAAGCGGAUAUCAUCCUGCGGACAAGUUCAACUUCCUGAAGCAUUGGGACAUGGGCCGUCCAAAACCAGGCGACGAGCAGAAGCCAGCUGUGAACAUUGGGUUCCAGGAAGCGGAGGCCUACUGCCGUUACUAUGGAAAGAGGCUGCCCCACAGCUAUGAGUGGCAACUAGCAGCUCAGGGGCAAGAUGGGAGGAGGUAUCCUUGGGGCCAUGACUGGGAUCCUUCUGCUGUCCCACCUCCGGGUCAUGACCCUGUCGCCAUCGCGCAGUAUGAGAAGGGUGCCUCUGUCUUUGGCGUCCGCGAUCUAGUUGGGAACGUGUGGCAAUACACGGACUCCUUUCGGGAUGAGCACACCAGGGCAGUUCUGCUGCGUGGGUCAAGCCGCUACAACCCGCAAGUAUCCGAAGCGUUCCCCUCCCUGCACCAGUCCGUGAAUUGGUAUUUCCCUCCAGCACAUGAGCUCAACAAGCACUCAAAAUACUUCCUCAUGAGCAACAGCUACGAGCGUGCUGGGACUCUGGGUUUUCGAUGUGUUGCAGAUGUGGCCAAUGGUGCGGCCGCUCCAUACCAUUACCACAAUCACCACAGCACAGACGACUAUGCAGACCGCCCGGAGGUCCAAUUCAUUUAA
Symbiodinium natans is the source of this 2334-nucleotide messenger RNA. The record is from the annotation of a GenBank genome assembly. NCBI's taxonomy places the organism in Eukaryota, Dinophyceae, Suessiales, Symbiodiniaceae.